Messenger RNA from Eptesicus fuscus (big brown bat), 1428 nucleotides. Its product is annotated as endogenous retrovirus group K member 25 Env polyprotein-like. The record is from RefSeq and is a predicted model, not a curated record. NCBI's taxonomy places the organism in Eukaryota, Metazoa, Chordata, Mammalia, Chiroptera, Vespertilionidae. The coding region runs from base 1 to 1428 and encodes 475 amino acids. The transcript has 2 exons. Gene Ontology annotation, molecular function: structural molecule activity.
AUGAAGCGUGGGGUGAUGCUGCUCGUUCUGCUGGCCUGGUGCUCCGGAACAGAAGCAAGGCAAUAUUGGGCAUACGUGCCUGAUCCUCCGUUGCUGCACGUGUCCGUGUGGGAGGGUCGCAACGUCCCGGUUUAUGUUAACAAUACCAAGCUUCUUGGGGGGCCUUCGAAUGGUCACCUCCAGGCGCACAACCCAGUGCCAUACAACUUUUCUGCUGUAGGUGAGGGCACUCCUAUCUGUUUUUCCAAGAACGUGAGUGCAACGGGCUGUGUUACCCUCCAGGGGGUUACCUUUCAUGUCAACAGCUCCACCGUCGGAUGGAAUAUCAAUGUGAUGAGCCUCGGGGGGUUGGGAACCGGACUGAAUGCCUCUCUUCCCCGAGACGUCCUGCCAUGUGAGAAACCAUCCGAUAUACGAGAGCAUUCAGUACCUUGGGAGCGGUGCUACACCAAUCAAGCUGUUGCCUUCCCGAUCCAGGGCACCAACUCAUCCAUCAUCAACUGGUCCGUCUUCAACAAGACCAGUUGGACUCAAGGACUCUAUGAGGGACUCUGGAGCGUGGCUGGCGGUCCAAUCCAGCUACUACUCUGGAAAUUGGCUGCUGCUCAGAACCAGGUCACGGCUGUAAUGACACCUGUCAAUGGGACUGCGAGCAGUUGGACAGUUAAUGUGACUGCCUGUGUGCCAGAGCCUUAUGCCUUGCUAGUGGGGAAGGUGUGGAGGGAGGUGACCUCGGCCCUCAGCAGACCCCGGAGGUUCAUUGGGUUGCUGAUAGCCGGUGUCACGGCCUUGAUAACCCUAAUUGCCACGGCUGCAGCUGCUGCUGCGGCCCUUACCCAAGAGGUACAAACAGCUCAUUUUGUCAAUGACUUAUCCAAAAAUGUUAGCACAGCCUUAGGGACACAAGAGGCGAUUGAUAGAAAGAUUGAGGAGAAGCUCAAUGCUUUAUAUGACAUGGUUAUGUACCUAGGGGAAGAAAUAGAUGGGUUAAAGGUAAGGAACAAAUUACAAUGCCAUGCUAACUAUCAAUGGAUAUGUGUUACGCCUCAGCCAUACAACCAGUCCGUACAUGGCUGGAAUAAGGUAAAGGCUCAUUUGUCAGGAAUCUGGCACAAUGCUAACGAAUCCAUAGACCUACUGAAAUUACAUGAGGAGAUCCUAGGUCUGCAAAGUACAGACCCCCUUAAGGUAGAUGCGGCAGAAACCGCCAAGGACUUUUUAAAUCAGCUUAUGCGCAUGGUCCCCUCCACCUCUGACCUUCAACACGUGGCCCUUACCGUAGCCCUACUAGGGGCCGUGGUGGUAGGGCUAGCGUGCCUUUUGCCUUUUCUGGUGCGCAGAGGAAUCAGCGCUUUGACGCUUCUCCAAGCAGGCCUACACGAGGUCAAGCUCAAGGCCGGCCCACAAGGGCCUCUACAUGUUGUAUAG